Messenger RNA from Daucus carota subsp. sativus, 1662 nucleotides. RefSeq names its product receptor-like protein EIX2. Bases 1 to 1662 code for a protein of 553 amino acids. Gene Ontology annotation, molecular function: protein binding. The record is from RefSeq and is a predicted model, not a curated record. The transcript has a single exon. Lineage: Eukaryota; Viridiplantae; Streptophyta; Magnoliopsida; Apiales; Apiaceae.
AUGGAUACAUCAUACAAUCAUUUGAUAUUUAAAUUCAGUUCUGUCUGGCUUCGUCCAUUCCAAAGUCAGGAACUUUAUCUGUCAUCAUGCAAGUUGGGGCCUAAAUUUCCAAGCUGGAUUCAAAAUCAAAAUACUCUGAAUGAGCUUGACAUCUCUCACAGUCAAAUCUCAGAUACAAUUCCUAUCUGGUUCUGGAAUGUCUCUAUGAUAUUUCAUCUAAAUCUCUCUUCCAACAACCUUAGGGGUAAUUUUCCCUAUAUAAAUAAUUACACUGAGGUGAUAGAUUUGAGUUCAAAUUCUUUUGAUGGACCACUGCCACAAAUUCCUGCAGGUUGUAGGGAGAUAAAUCUAUCUCAGAAUAAGUUUUCAGGGACACUCCUUUCCUUGGGAAUAGUCGAAGACAGAGGUUUUUACGUACUGGAUUCUUCUGGAUCAAGUGGUUCUACUGGUCCAACCUUUCUUGAUAUCUCACAUAACAAAUUGUUUGGUGAACUUCCUGAUUUUUGGAUGCGUUUAUCAUUCCUAGGGUUUCUUAACUUAGGAUAUAACAAUUUUUCUGGAAGAAUUCCACCGUCAUUAGGGAACAUAAUUCCUCUCCAGACACUGAUUCUGCGAAACAAUAAGCUCCACGGUGGCCUGCCUGAAUCUUUAAGAAAUUGUAGCAGCCUUGGCUUUGUGGAUCUUGGGUUGAAUAAGCUUUCAGGUAAGGUGCCAUCAUGGAUUGGGGAAGAUCUACCGCAUUUAUAUGCUCUAAUCCUAAAAUCUAAUAGGUUUUAUGGAAGCUUACCUUAUGAAAUAUGUCAGCUAUCAAAUCUUCAUUUCUUAGAUCUGUCCAUGAACAGAAUUACAGGGAGUAUUCCUACAUGCUUUGAUAAUUUUACUGCCAUGAUCAGAAAAGGAAAGGAGGUUGUUGAACAUAUCUAUUAUUCUGACGAUCCAUUGUUAAGUAGUCCAUCUCAGUAUAGCUAUUCUUAUGUUGAUAAAGUGUUGGCAAGAUGGAAAGGGCAGGAGUAUGAGUAUGGUAGCAAUUUUGCAUAUCUUAAGAUGAUUGAUCUGUCAACCAAUAAAUUGACCGGAGAAAUUCCAAUAGGGAUUACCAGACUUCUAGAACUCAAGGGAUUAAACUUGUCAAAUAAUAGGUAUUAUGGAAAAAUUCCUCUGGAGAUUGGCGAAUUGAAAGUGUUAGAAAGCUUAGACUUGUCCACAAACAAAUUUUCAGGUGAAAUUCCUCCAAGCAUGUCUGGAUUAAGUUUUCUUGCUUUCUUAAAUCUCUCAAACAACCACUUGUCUGGAAAAAUCCCAUCUGGUACUCAACUCCAAGGAUUCAAUGCUUCCACUUAUGAGGGGAACACUGGACUCUGUGGUAAACCACUGACAAAUAUAUGCCCCGGAGAUAAACCAGCUGAUCGCGACACACCUUCCUCCAGCGAGGAUGAAAAUGAUGAAGGAAACAGUGAAUACAAAACGUGGCUGUGUAUAGGUGGUGUACUUGGUUUCAGUACUUCUUUUUGGGGAAUCAUUGGAACUCUAGUACUAAACCGUCGCUGGAGACAUGCAUAUUAUCUGUCCUUGAACAACUUGAAAGAACGAAUUUAUGUUGCCAUGGCUGUGCGUAUUGGCAGAUUACAGAGAAAUUUUAGGGGUGAUCAUGUACUUGGUUGA